Molecule: messenger RNA, 322 nt
Organism: Paramecium tetraurelia
Lineage: Eukaryota; Ciliophora; Oligohymenophorea; Peniculida; Parameciidae
Exons: 3
Biological process (GO): protein sumoylation
Cellular component (GO): nucleus
Molecular function (GO): ubiquitin-like protein ligase binding; protein tag activity
Source: RefSeq, a predicted model, not a curated record
AUGGCAGAUCAAUCAUAAGCAGAAUAUUUGAACUUAAAAGUCAAAUCACAAGAUGGUGAAGAGGUUUUCUUUAAAAUCAAAAAGGCCACAUAAUUUAAGAAAUUGAUGGAUGCCUAUUGUUCUAGGCAAAAUCUCCAAAUCUAAAAUGUGAGAUUCUUGUUUGAUGGAGAAAGGAUUUUGGAGACCUAAACACCCGCAGAUAUUGGAAUGGAAACCGGAGACGAGAUUGAUGUUGUAAUUGAAUAAGUUGGUGGAUAUAAAAUAAUGUGAUGCUAUCAUUAUAUUUUAUAACAUAUAAUCUAUACUCACCAUCUUUCCUUUU